GCGAGCUGAGAAUGUUGCGUAACAUACGAUACGCUAUAUAUAUUUAUAUAUACUGUGAGAAGAUAUAUACAAGAAAUGUAUCUCCGUAUAUUUAGAGAGAGAAACUCGGGAGAAGAAGAUGGAGAUGGGGAGAUUCACAUAUAUAUACAGCGCGGUCCCCAAAUUUAACGCCGCUUGAGAUAGAGAUAGAGAAAGAGAUAGAGAUAGAGAGAGAAAUCAGAGUGCCGGCGGCAAUGGGAGACUCGUGCGGCUCUGUGUCGGUGGACAUUGAUACCAUCUCCGUCGCCGGAAAGGAGCAUAUUGUUAAAACUGGCAACGGUUCCAUCUCUGUAACAGUUUUUGGAGACCCAGACAAGCCUGCUCUUAUUACUUAUCCUGAUCUGGCUUUGAAUUAUAUGUCAUGUUUCCAAGGGUUGUUCUAUUGUCCAGAAGCAUUUUCUUUGCUACUGCAUAAUUUCUGUAUAUACCACAUAAGUCCUCCUGGACAUGAGUUAGGAGCUGCUGAAAUUAGUCCUGAAGAGCCAGUAUUAUCUGUAGAUGAUUUAGCAGACCAGAUUGCAGAGGUUCUAGAUUACUUCAGACUCGGUGCAGUUAUGUGUAUGGGAGUUACUGCUGGAGCUUAUGUUCUUACUCUGUUUGCAAUUAAAUACACAAAACGUGUUAUGGGUCUGAUUCUUAUUUCUCCUCUGUGCAAAUCACCCUCAUGGACAGAAUGGCUAUGUAAUAAGGUUAUGUCAAAUCUGCUGUACUUCUGUGGCAUGUGUAGUUUCAUUAAGGAAUUACUGCUCAUGCGGUACUUUAGCAAGGAGGCUCGAGGUAGUGUAGAAGUACCUGAAUCAGAUGUAGUUCAGGCAUGCAGAAGAUUGCUUGGUGAGAGACAAAGCCCAAAUGUCUGGCGGUUUCUAGAAGCUAUCAAUGAGAGACCAGACAUCACAGAAGGCCUACGGAAAUUGAAUUGCCGUUCAUUAAUAUUUGUUGGGGAAAAUUCUCCUUUCCAUUUGGAGGCUCUCCAUAUGACUUCAAAGCUUGAUAGAAGGUUCAGUGCCUUAGUCGAGGUUCAAGCAUGCGGCUCAAUGGUAACUGAAGAGCAACCUGACGCGAUGUUGAUACCAAUCGAGUAUUUCCUCAUGGGGUUGGGCUUUUACAGGCCAUCACAUUUCAAUGUAAGCCCAAGAAGCCCAUUGAGCCCUACUAGCCUCUCCCCCGAGCUCUUCUCACCCGAAAGCAUGGGCGUGAAGUUGAAACCUAUUAAAACAAGAAUUUCAAUAGAGGUCUGAGAAAGGCAGGGAUGAUGAUUUUGUGUAAGAUAUGUGUAGCAAAAAACAUCCAGAAUUGGUUUGAAGUCAGGGUAGACAGAGGGUUACAGGUGGGAUUGUAGAUAUUGGGAAUGGAAAUAGAAGGUGAGAGAAAUCAUAGAAAAGAAUAAGUUCUUUUUUUACUCCGUAUUUUUUUACAUUUUACAUUCCAAUCUAUAUUUUCAGUAGUCAUAUUUUUAGUCCUGAUGUACAUGGGUACAUGACCGAAUAAAAAUUUAUUAUUUUUUUAUAUUAAUGAUGAUUAUAUUGAUGAUGAUGAUAAAUAUAAUAUCACGAUGACUUUAUCGGGUCACGAUUCCACCGUUUUUAAUAUAAAAACAUUCCAAUUUUUUCUUAUAGUAUUCUGGUUUACUAUCAGAUCAGUUUUUUUUGCUAUCCUCCCAAAAUCAGAUCUAAUAUAGUCUAAUAUACUACGUAUACUAUAAAAAGGAGCUGUAAUAAAAGAAGGGUGCCGUCUAACAUGUGGUUCUUCUAGACAUGGCGGCGGGACUAAACAUAGUGGAUAUCCAAUCAUGCUAGUGUGCUACUACCAGAGGCCAGACUGUCAUUACGAUAUUCUAUAACCUAUGUUUGAGAACCGGAAUGUUGGUGAUCCGGAAUGUUAAACCCGCUCUCGGGAUUUCUUUUACUCAUAUAAUUUUGGUCUAAUAAAAUUGCAAUAUUAUCCCUUUACAUGUUAGAGAAUA
This is a messenger RNA of Cuscuta epithymum, 2002 nucleotides long. NCBI's taxonomy places the organism in Eukaryota, Viridiplantae, Streptophyta, Magnoliopsida, Solanales, Convolvulaceae. The record is from the annotation of a GenBank genome assembly.